Messenger RNA from Radiomyces spectabilis, 2027 nucleotides. RefSeq names its product protein-tyrosine phosphatase-like protein. Gene Ontology annotation, biological process: dephosphorylation. Lineage: Eukaryota; Fungi; Mucoromycota; Mucoromycetes; Mucorales; Radiomycetaceae. The transcript has 7 exons. The record is from RefSeq and is a predicted model, not a curated record. Gene Ontology annotation, molecular function: phosphatase activity. Bases 100 to 1818 code for a protein of 572 amino acids.
UUCAGCUAUUUGCCGUGCAUAGCAUUCUGUUUUUUUUCUGUUCUUCUUUUUAUCCUUUGUCUCCAUCCCUGUUGUCUCCAUUUCACGUAUCAUUUUGGAAUGCCUGAAGACCGUAUAGACCUGCUCAAAAUAGCAAAGGUGGAGGAUGUACAACUCGAAAAGGGUCAGGAGGUUCUUACCGGCACUCUCCAUUUAACCAUUCAUAAUCUCAUAUUCCAUCACGACGAUCCGAGCCAAGAAGAACUUUGGAUUCCUUAUCCGAUUAUACACACCGUUGAACGACGACCGCCGUCACUGCAGACGGGACGCCAUCCACUAUAUAUUCGUUGCAGAGAUUUUUUGAUUGUCACCAUAUCCAUGCUGAAAGGCGGUGAAGCACAAGACGUCUAUGAUAGUAUCCAAAAGCUCACCUGUGUUACUUCUACGGAACAGCUUUAUGCGUAUGCUUACAAACCUCAACCGCCAUUCACAGCGCAGGGAGGUUGGCGGAUCUACGAUCCUACCAAAGAGUAUGAACGUAUGGGUGUACAGACGACAAAUCAUCAGUGGCGCUAUACAGUGAUCAAUCGAGAUUAUACGUAUUCGCCCACUUAUCCUCGUACUUUUGUCGUUCCUCAAAAAAUCAGUGACAAUGUCCUCAACUACGCGGGAAAAUAUCGAAGCAAAGCCAGAAUUCCUGCAUUAUCCUAUUUACAUUGGCAUAAUAUGGCGACCAUCACUCGCAGCAGUCAACCGUUGGUUGGAUUUAAGCAGGCUCGAUCCAUCCAGGACGAAAAGUUGAUUGAAGCCAUCUUUGAGUCGAAUUUACCCCCGUCACAGGAUGGCAAAGCCGUCUACGGAUCCACUGCCGCUAACCUGAUUGUGGAUGCGCGUCCCGUAGCGAAUGCUGUAGGUAACCUCGCUCGCGGCGCUGGCACCGAAAAUAUGGAAAACUAUCGUGGGUGCAAAAAGGUUUAUAUCGCCGUGGACAAUAUUCAUGUCAUGCGUGACAGUCUUGCAAAAAUGAGUGAAGCGAUGCAAGGAGCGGAGAAUAACGGGCAGGUCAAUCGUAUAGGGUUACAGCGAUCGAACUGGCUUAAGCAUCUCAACAUUCUUUUGGAGGGAACUUGCACAAUUGUGAGAAGCGUGCAUGUGUAUAAUUCUCACGUGUUGGUCCAUUGUUCCGACGGUUGGGAUCGUACGGCGCAGCUGGUAUCGAUCAGUGAACUGUGUUUGGACCCGUAUUAUCGAACGUUUGAAGGAUUCAUGGUACUGAUUGAGAAGGAGUGGAUCUCCUUUGGUCACAAAUUUGCCGAUCGAUGUGGGCAUCUGUCCAAUGAAAAAUAUUUCGUCAACCUAUCGCAUACUGGGGGAAAUGCCGCAACCAAUACGAUCAAAGACAUGCAGAACAAGUUUUACAAGUCCAAUUACUAUCAGCGGGAAACCAGUCCAGUCUUCCAUCAGUUCUUGGAUUGUGUCUAUCAGCUUGUUUACCAAUUCCCUACGCGAUUCGAAUUCAACGAACGAAUGUUGAUCGAACUUCACUAUCACGUGUAUUCGUGUCAGUUUGGUACGUUCCUGUUCAACUGCGAACGUGAACGCGUGACCCACCAACCGGAAAGCAAGACGUCCAGUAUCUGGGAUUAUUUCAACUCUUACAAAGAAAAUUUUGUCAAUCCUUUGUUUGAUCCAAAGAAAAACGAAGAUAUUGUGGACGGCGGAGGCGUUUUAUUCCCGGAUGCACGCAAGAUACGAUACUGGGCCCAGUUAUUCAAUCGAAAUGAUGAUGAAGUGAAUGAAAUGCCCGUCUACGCUACGGUCGGCAAUGGACCCUUAUAAGUCAGUCAAAGAACAACAAGGCAUCGUUGGCAUUAUCAAAAUAUCAUGUAUUUUUUAUAUCUUUUUUUAUUGAAUCGCUGAACUUUUUUUUUUCCUUUUCUUAUCUCUCACACUCUCUUUCUUCUCUCUCGUCACGUCCGCCCCAUUGCACAUCCCUCGAUCGAAAAUAUCAAGUCACUGACGGAUUAUCUUAAAAAAAGAGAUUACAU